Messenger RNA from Saccoglossus kowalevskii, 7636 nucleotides. RefSeq names its product 5'-3' exoribonuclease 1-like. Gene Ontology annotation, biological process: rRNA catabolic process; nuclear-transcribed mRNA catabolic process. Gene Ontology annotation, molecular function: 5'-3' RNA exonuclease activity; RNA binding. NCBI's taxonomy places the organism in Eukaryota, Metazoa, Hemichordata, Enteropneusta, Harrimaniidae. Gene Ontology annotation, cellular component: nucleus. The record is from RefSeq and is a predicted model, not a curated record.
GAGCUUUGCAACAAUAUAUUUAUCGGUGCUGCAACGUUGUGCAACUGUUUAAUAAAUCAUACUGGUGGAUCGAUAUUUGUGUCUCGAAAUAGUCGUUGUAAAACCUACAUCAUGGGAGUUCCGAAAUUUUACCGAUGGAUAAGCGAAAGAUAUCCCUGUCUAAGCGAAGUUGUACGAGAGAACCAGAUUCCUGAGUUUGAUAAUCUUUAUCUUGAUAUGAAUGGUGUGAUUCAUGUGUGCUCGCAUCCCAACGACGAUGAUCCACAUUUUAGAAUAUCAGAAGAAAAAAUAUUUAAAGAUAUAUUUCAUUAUAUUGAGGUACUGUUCCGAAUUAUCAAACCUCGUAAAGUGUUUUUUAUGGCUGUGGAUGGGGUUGCUCCGAGAGCCAAGAUGAAUCAACAGAGAGGGAGACGUUUCAGAUCUGCACGUGCAGCGGAAGAACAAGAAAAGAAAGCCUUGUCGAAAGGAGAAACGCUUCCUACAGAAAAAAGAUUUGAUUCUAAUUGCAUCACGCCUGGUACUGAGUUCAUGGUAAAGCUGAAUGAACAACUCAAAUAUUUCGUUAAUAAAAAGAUUACUGAAGAUGAAAUGUGGCGUGGUUUAAGGAUAUAUUUAUCGGGUCAUGAGACACCUGGGGAAGGUGAACAUAAAGUGAUGGAGUUCAUUAGAGCUGAAAAAGCAGAUCCUAAGUAUGAUCCAAACACAAGGCAUUGUCUGUAUGGUCUAGAUGCUGAUUUGAUGAUGCUCGGGCUGACAUCGCAUGAACCUCAUUUUUCACUACUGAGAGAAGAAGUACGGUUUGGAAAGAAAUCCCAACAGAAGAGAACACCAACUCCAGAAGAAACAACUUUUCAUUUACUUCAUUUAUCAUUAUUUCGAGAGUACUUAGAGUUUGAAUUUCAAGAUGUUAAAGGUAAAAUAUCAUUUGACUAUGAUUUGGAGAGGAUUAUUGACGAUUGGGUACUAAUGGGAUUCCUUGUUGGUAAUGAUUUCAUACCUCAUCUGCCUGAUUUGCAUAUUAACCAUGAUGCACUGCCUCUACUAUACAAGACAUAUAUAGAAGUGCUACCAUUAGUGGAUGGUUAUUUGAAUGAAGAUGGAAUUCUUAACUUGAAAAGAUUUGAAGUCUAUUUAAAGAAAUUGUCUGAAUUUGACAGAAAUAAAUUUAGCGAGACGUCUGUUGAUCUGAAAUAUUUCGAAGGUAAGAAAGGAAGCACUGAAGGCAGUGCUUGGAAAGGACAACGCAUAAAAAAAAGGGAAGAGAAGAAAGAGGCUCUACGUGCUGCAAAAAAUUUAGCACAAGCUUCCAUGUUCCAAGUAUUAUCAACGACUGAAGAGAGUGAAGAUUCAUCAGAUAAUGGAAAUAAAAAUUCAGUUGAAACAUUGUUUGAUGAGGAGACAAAGCUUGAUGCUGAUGUUGAUGAAGCGGAAAUUUUUGAAAUGGAAUUCCGUCAACACAAGAGAAAUUAUUAUCAAACCAAACUCGGAUAUGAGAAUGUGACAGAGGAAGUGUUAAAAGAUCAAGCGUUGUGUUAUGUCACUGGUAUCCAGUGGAUUCUUCACUAUUAUUACAACGGUGUUCAGUCAUGGGGCUGGUAUUAUCCUCAUCACUACGCCCCGUUCAUGUCCGAUGUAUGCGGUUUUAGUGAUUGUGAAUUAAAAUACGACAUCGGUAGACCUUUCAAACCAUUUGAACAAUUACUAGCAGUACUGCCGGCAGCCAGUGGAGAACUUCUACCCAAACCAUUCCAGUCUUUAAUGAUCAUGGACAAUUCACCCAUUAUAGAAUACUAUCCAGUAGACUUUGAUACAGACCUCAAUGGUAAACAACAGGACUGGGAAGCUGUAGUCUUAAUACCAUUUAUAGAUGAGAAAUGCUUACUAGAUGCCAUGGCACCAUUGAACAAUAUUCUGACGGACGAAGAAAAACGACGUAAUUCGCACGGGCCUCAUUUAUUGUAUACUUACGAUAAGGAGUUGUCUUUUUGUUAUCCGUCCUCGUUACCAGGUGUAUUUACUGAUAUAAACUGUAGUCACGCAAAGUGUGAGGAAGUACCGCUAGAUGCAUUCCGUAUUGAUAUUAGUAAAAUGAGGAAAGGUUUGUUAGUUGGUACAAAGCAAGGAGUCUUUUAUCCAGGAUUUCCCACAAUGAGGCAUGUACCACAUAAAGCCCAGUUGAAAAAAGAAGGUGUGAAAGUUUUUCAAAUGAAUAGUCGUGGUGACAAUAUGAUGUUGUAUAUCAUGAAUGACUCUGAGCCGGAAAUUGAAAAAGUUGCAAAUGAAUUGCUCGGAAAAACCAUAUUUGCUGGGUGGCCACAUUUGCAGGAAGUACGGGUUGUUUCAGUAACAGAUGAUCAGUUCAGGUAUGAACUGAAGGAAAGUAAAAGUAAGAAUCCUGCUCAUAAUGGUACAAGUGAGAUAAUAUGCUAUGAACAAUCAGACAGAGAGGCUGCUAGAUGGGUAAAAGAAGUACAGUCUAUUACGGAACAUUAUCGUGGUAGAAAAGGCGUAGAGAUUGGUCAGACGUUUGUAAUAGUGUAUGCUACACCAAUGGCUGGUAGGAGGUAUGUGUGUGGUGCAGGUGGCCUUAUCACAUUAGAAAAACAGUGGGAAUCGACUCCCACUACUUUUGCACUUCAAACAACAGUCAAGGAUAUAGCAGCUUAUGAUCCGUCCUUCAAACAGUUUAGUAACUUAGAAGAUUUAUUUCCACCCGAGUCAGAGUGUUUUAUGCUUGGCACUCCACACUAUGGAUGUAUGGGAGAGGUUAUAGAGGUGGAUAGGAAAGGUGAGCCACGGAUUAGGGUUGUUUUUAGUACGCCAUCAGAGCCAAGAUUAGACCACAUUAUGAAGCAGCAGUGGAAAUAUGAAGUUAAAUACGUCCCAGGUUAUAUCCUAGCACAGCGACUGGGAAUAUCAAGUCAUCUAGUCUCAAGAAUUACAGGCUCAUUCUUGGUUUUGAAAGGAUCAAGUAGAAGUGGGAAUCCGAAUCCUAGCAAAGUAAACAUAGGCUUGAAUUUGAAGUUCAACAAGAGGAAUAAAGAAGUAGCAGGUUUUACUCGGAAAGAUGAAGACGGCAAUUGGACGUAUUCCAUCAAAACACAACAUAUUAUUGCAGACUAUAUUGAAAAGUUCCCAGAUUUAUUUGACCAUGUGUCUCAGAAUGCCCAAAAUGACAUGUUCUAUGAAGACGAUGUGUUCGGUGAAGAUAGUGACCGGGCAUCACAGAUUUCUGAUUGGCUGAAGACGUUGUCAUGUCACGGAGUUGAACAAACAGAGGUUGGAUUGAAAUCUUUGGAUGAAAAUGUUGUUAAAGCUAUUCAGGAAGAGAUGGAAAAAAACAAGCAAAAUAAGACAAAGAGAAAACUUAAGAUGAGUGUCAAACCGUAUUUGCUGUUCCGGCCUGUAGAUCAGCAGGGACAUCUCAUACCAGACCCGGAUGCCGACUAUGAAUUAUUCGAUAGAGUCAUUAACGUACGUGAUGGUUUCACUGUUCCUCUGGGUUUACGUGGUGUUGUAACUGGGAUAAUCUCAGCUGUUAGACCUGCUGAUAUUCUCUAUGAAGUAAUAUUUGAUGAUGAGUUUCUGGACGCAUUGGUUAUACGUGGUAGCGGUGCCCGUGGCUAUCACAUGCCACCCUCCUCGUUGAUCAACAUCUCGUAUGGCAUGCGCAAAGAGCAUAGUCAGGAAUGUGGCAUGCAGAAACCCAUGGCCGUAGUAAAACCGCAGACGGCGCCUGAAAAAAUGCAGAGUAUGGGGUGGUAUUCUGACAUGGUCAAGUCAGCCGGUUCAUCAUCGCCAGACAACAGGAGAGGAUUUUACAGUCCAAGAAUAAAUCAUUCACCAAAUUCACCAUUUGUACCCAGUCAGAUUUACAGGAGAAGCGGUCAAGGAUCUGGUAAUGUCAGUUUUGGUCAGGUCAACACUGAUAGAAGAGGUCAACAAAGCGCUCCCCAGCAUAGUCAAAAUCGGCAGUACAACAACCCACCUAACUCCAGCAAGAAAAUACUAAAACGACAGGCUCCCCAGCAGACAUCUCAAUGGAAUUCUCCUCAGGGUCAAAAUUUAUCGCCAAGGCAACAAGAUUUGCCCCCGAGACUACAGAAACAAAACCAACAGAGAUCACAGCAUUUGCAGCAGCAAGACAUCCCACCUAGAUUUCAAAGACAGCAACAAACCCCUUGUGACAAAAAUACUGAAAAGGAUGAGAUAACAAAGCCUGCAGCUGAAGAUGAUGUUAACGAAUUUGCAAAUAUAUGGAAAUCACUGCAAGACCCCAUAUCAACUCCAUCCCAGGAAUCAAUGCCAUUGCCCAUAGCAACAGAGACAAGUGCACCAUCAUCAGAGAAACUACCAAUACAAGCAUCUUCAUCACCAAUAUCAACAUCUCUUGCACAAGCUGCUGCAGCUCUUCCAAUCAAGUCAGCACAAGAAGAAAGAGAAAGAUUGCAAAAAAAUCAAGAGUUAGUUGCCGGGCAACAGAAAGAAAUUGUUCUUCAGCAUCGUACUCCGCACAAGAAGAUUCAGCUUAAGACAAGAUCAGUGCAUGCUCUUAGGAGAGAAGAAGAAAUGAAAGAACAGUCUGUGGAUGAGCUGGCUCCUAUUUUGACAUCGUUACAUCUAGAAACAGAUGCUGGGCCUCCAUCUUCCACAGUGACGAUAACAAACAGCCAGUUCGAACAGGAGAAAGCCGAGGUGGUAGAAGAUAUAAGAAAAUCUCCAGGCACUAUUGCGAAGGAAAGCACUGAAGCAAUUUGUAAACUGUUAAAUAUUGGUAGUGCCCCCUUGCAAGAAGAAGAGAAGCCUGUCAGUCCAUAUGGCCAACCAGUUGAAAUCUCCACACUCUUUCAAGAAGCACAGAAUUCCAUGCAGACGCCAUCAUCUGUUACUAAGACAACACAGCCAGUGAUAGUCUCUUCUCAACCUACAGCUAUUUAUACGAUGCAUCAUGCAGCGGGUGUGUCAUCUACGACAACGUCAGUAACUACGCAACCAGGAUUUUUGACAUCUGAACCACAGCUAGUGUCAUCACAGCCUGGAACACUGGUUUCUCAACCAACGUUUGUGCAAAUGUCAUCACAUGCCAUGUCUGUGUCGUCACAGCCGAGACAAGUGACAUCACAACCGGUAGCAUUAACUUCCCAACCAAUGAUAUUGACGAAUCAGCCAAUGCCAAAUCCAUUAAUGCAAGCACGAUCUGUGUCGUCUCGCCCAAUGGUAUUACCAUCCCAACCAAUGUCAAUGCCCCAGCCAAGACCUGUAACAAUGCAGACAGCAGUCUCAUCUAUGCAGCCCAUGUCACUAUCAGCCCAUCCAGUCCCAAUGUCAAUAUCACAACCAAUGCAUGUACCAUCUCAGCCAGUGUCUAUGAUUUCGCAACCAAUGCCAAUGUCACAGACUAGACAUAUGCCAUCUCAGCCAGUUACACUCUCAUCUCAGCUGGUGUCACCACAUUCAUUACCACAGCCUAUCCCGCUGUCUUCUCAAUCUGUAUCCUCUCAACAUAUACAAGGUGCCAUGGUUCAACCACAGAGUCCUGGUAUCCAUGCUACUACUGUUAUACCUCAGCCACAACAGAAUUCAGUCAUGGAGUUGUUCCAUUGGUGCAAGAAGCAGAAGUAUCCACCACCAACAUACACUUUUCAUAAUACUCCUCAAGGUCUAUGGGUGUGCACAGUGAGAUUAGUUAGUGGAGUAACGUACAAUGGUAUACCAUGUAACAGCAAAGAUCAUUCCUGUGCAAGUGCUGCCUCUGUGGCACUCACUAAUGUAGUGAUGAAUCAGCCACAGAGAUAUUCACAAUCACCAAGAGGUCAACAUUCACAGUAUAUCCAAUCACCACGACAACCUCAGCCUCAGCAGCAUGCAGUGUCCCCACAUAUGGUACCAGUACGAUCCCCACAUGGUGUUGCCAUUCGUGGUGGGCCAUAUAUGCAGUAUCAACAGCCAACCAGCAGAAUGCAGAUGAGUGCAAGAAUGCAAGGAUCGCCGUAUCUCCCACAGCAACAACCAUCACCACAGUACUAUCAUCACAAUCAGCCAAGACCAGGGUCCUAUUCUCAUCAAUAUCAACAAAUAUCACUACAUCAGCCUGUGAUGUCAAUGGAUUAUGGACAACAACCACCAUUGGGUACUGUACCACAGUCUUAUAUCAAUAGUAAUCCAUUUAUUCCUCCACAGGUAGCUAGGAUGCAAGUAACUCCUGUUAAAAGUAAAUCCAUGGAUGAGACUAGAGAUGCCGUAGAUGACACAAACCAAAGUAGCAACACACUCUCACAAGUUGCUAUGGAAACUGUACAGAAAAUCGAAGACCCAGAACUCAUAGACCAAAGCACCACUCAAAAAAGUAAUCCUACUCCACGAAAGGGAAGAAAAGGUGGAAAACGUCAGGCAAAUUUAGCCAUUAAUUUUAGCGGUUUAUCAUAGAUUAAAUCAGUGAUAUUUUUAAAAUAAGUUUUAACUGUUUUUUAAAGUUUACGAAAACAGUCGUUUCACUUGUAAUUUUAGUUGCUGGAUUGUUGCUUUCAAAGUUGAAAUGUACACAUCAACUGUUCUCUGUAUCCAGCUUCCUGUGUAAAAGUACUUUUGUGACAUAGUAGACUGUCUGUCUUUUAAAUUCUGCCCUCUAUAAACAAUUUAAAAAUUCCUUUGUUUUUAGAUAGUUGUUGAAUAAUUUAUCUAGUGCCUCUAAUAGGACAAAUCAAUCAUGAUAAUGACAGUAACAUUUAUAUUUUUUGCCAAAAAUAUAAAUAGAUUUAAAAUGUUUGAUUUGGAGUGUUGUAUUUCAUUCAGUGAGCUUGGUGGAAGCUUUUAAGAUCUAAUACUGAUUCUUUGGACUUAAUUUGGUUAUUAGUAUCUGAAACAUGUCAACUCACCGGGAGAAGCAUGUCUUCCAGUGUAGCUGAAACCUACAUCUUAUGCAAAAAGAACAUGUCAUUUAUGUGUGAAGCGUAUACAUCAGUUAAUGCAGGGAGUACAUUAUAUGUAUUAUUGUCGUAUUGUGCACUAGUCUAGCAGGUAUAGUUGGUGGUGACAUUUUUGUGGUUGUCUUUUCUCAAAUACUUGAAUGUCUAUAGCGUUUGUUUCAAAGUACUACACUAUGUGGUUAUUUUUUAAUGAAGACAAUCAAUUCUGAUAAACUAAUGAGUAAACAACAACAGUAACAUACUGUUGUAAUCAUUUCUUUGUUCAGGCAAUGAACUUCUUUAGAAUACAAAACAAAACAAAACAAAUCAUUGAACGAUCCAUUUCAUAUGCCGUACUGUACGUGUUCCAUAACUACAUCUGUUCUAGUAUGAUAGCAUAAUCGUAACAAACCAGCUUCGGUUCAACUGUGGUCGAAUGAAGUGCACAAAUAAAGUAACGAAGAUAAUAAUAUAAUAUAGAAUUGUCAAAUCAAAGAAUAAUUUUGAACAUAAACAAUCAUGAAACACUAACAUAUGCACAUGUAUUACUAAAUAGUAAAUAUGGUAAAGUAAAUAUACACAACUUUGAUUAUACCUUACUAUAUGCAUCAAUUUGAUGUAAAUUAUCCCUUCUGUGCCAACAUUUUUCCCAUGAUUCAAUAGUGAAACAGUAGUAGUAUUGUCACUUUCAACUUACAUAGUACAUUUACCAUCUAUUUUACAUUGUUGCU